Molecule: messenger RNA, 2098 nt
Organism: Rana temporaria (common frog)
Lineage: Eukaryota; Metazoa; Chordata; Amphibia; Anura; Ranidae
Gene: RAP2C
Product: RAP2C, member of RAS oncogene family
Exons: 4
Coding region: 328-879 (183 amino acids)
Biological process (GO): negative regulation of cell migration; Rap protein signal transduction
Cellular component (GO): plasma membrane
Molecular function (GO): GTP binding; GTPase activity; GDP binding
Source: RefSeq, a predicted model, not a curated record
CCUGACCCGGGCGUGCUUGUCACUUCCGCCCGAGCCUGCCACUUCUACUUCCUUCCGGAGCUCCGGACUCGGCGGAGGAUCCGGGACCCACCCUGAGAGGAGAGGGGUCUGGAGAGAUAGAGAAGGUGUCGCUGUCCUUGUGUUGCUGCGGAAGGCCUCCUCUACGAAACAGUGGGACGUUGCGUUCUCUAAAGACACGACCUCCGGUGGACACUUCCUAUUGACAGAGGAUAUGACCUCCUUGGAACUCCAUCCAUCACAUUAACACCUCUCCUCCUGCUGUCGUGUUGCAGUGCAUGUACAGGUUGACUCUUCCUCUCUGGGUCCAUGAGGGAGUACAAAGUGGUGGUGUUGGGCAGCGGAGGUGUUGGGAAGUCAGCCCUGACUGUACAGUUUGUUACAGGAACUUUUAUUGAGAAGUAUGACCCCACCAUUGAGGAUUUCUACCGGAAGGAGAUUGAGGUGGACUCUUCACCGUCUGUACUGGAGAUCCUGGAUACAGCUGGCACAGAGCAGUUUGCCUCCAUGAGGGAUUUAUACAUUAAGAACGGGCAGGGCUUUAUCUUAGUGUAUAGCUUGGUGAAUCAGCAGUCAUUCCAGGAUAUCAAGCCAAUGCGGGACCAAAUAGUCAGAGUAAAGAGAUAUGAGAAGGUACCUCUUAUUCUGGUCGGUAACAAGGUUGACCUGGAGUCUGAGCGAGAAGUCAUGUCUACAGAAGGCCGCUCUCUAGCUCAGGAAUGGGGCUGCCCUUUUAUGGAGACAUCGGCCAAGAGCAAGACUAUGGUGGAUGAACUGUUUGCGGAGAUCGUCAGGCAAAUGAACUAUGCAUCUCUGCCUGAGAAGCAGGAUCAGUGUUGUACAACAUGCACCGUUCAAUGAGACACUCGGAGGGACCUCAAACGUGGCCAUAAAGAGCAGAUAACUCAGAGGAAAUUUGCACAGCUUCGGCUUUGAAGAAUUUACAGCGCAGGUUGCAGAUCUGAGCCGUGAUAAACUUGUCUGCACAACAGCACAUUUGCCAUACAUGUCAUUGAAUGCUCGGAGAUGGCGGGCCGCGUUCACUCGCCAUCAACAGCUGUGCAUAGCACGUUUUACCAUAAGUUAAAAAAAAAAUAUAUAUAUAUUCAUUUUUUAUUUGUUUCCCCUUUUUUUUUUCUAGUCUAAGUUACUAUUAACAGCUAAUAUGCAACAGUUCAGUCUUGUGUUUUUUAUUUUUUUUUAAUUGAUAUAAUUUUUUUUUCUGAAACUUGUAUUUAUUAAAUACUUAAACUCAGUAUUACCUACUUAAUGCCUUUUUUAAAAGACGGUUUUAACAGAGGAUAAUUUGAGCCUUAAUCGCAUGGUUUAUUUUCUAUACAUUACCUCGAAUCUGCUCUUAACUCCUUCACUGCCAGCGGGCCAACAAAGCGGGAUCUUACACUGCCUCGCCUGCCUCUCUCGCAUUGAAGGUGUUUUGUACACUUGAUUUUUUUUUUUAUUUCCUAAAACUUAGCACAUGCUUUGAGACUAUGUUUACGUUCUUGCGGUAUCAAGUGAAUCUGCUUGAAGUUACGUUGGACCUGCCUGUUGGGUUUGUUUUUUCAGCAGUGGCACCUCAGCUGCAGAAGAGGACUGUUGGGUCCAAAAAUAAAUGUAGUGGCCAAGCAAGUGGACUCAUGGAUGUCUAGACGACUGUAAUCCUUGAUCAUGUUAUACAGUUAGGGGUGAUUCCGGAAGAAAGUGUUGAAAUCCUCCUGGAGAAUCAAUUGCAACCUCAGUGCUUAACUUGUUUGAACAUAUGAGAGAAAAAAACUCUGAAUUGAAGACUCUGGUGCAUCAGAGCUGGUUGCCUGGGUAGUUAUUAGGCUUGUGCAGGAACCCAGUGGUUAGAAUACAAGUAUAUACUGUUUGUUUAAUUUUUGCCUGUAUCUUUUUUUUUUUUUUUUUUUUUUUAUGUGUUUCUUCCAACUCCAUUGACCACCUGCUUUUUAUUCUUUCGGUAAGGGUUCUGACCUCAUUUGUUUAUAAUAAUCUUCAGAUGAUUUUUUUCCCCCUUCCUUCCACAUGUGCACAUAUAAGUCUAAUGCAAAUAAAAUGAUUUUACGUUUUCUAGUUUAAA